Messenger RNA from Caenorhabditis remanei, 657 nucleotides. RefSeq lists its product as uncharacterized. NCBI's taxonomy places the organism in Eukaryota, Metazoa, Nematoda, Chromadorea, Rhabditida, Rhabditidae. The transcript is spliced from 5 exons. Bases 1 to 657 code for a protein of 218 amino acids. The record is from RefSeq and is a predicted model, not a curated record.
AUGGGUAUUCGCAAAGAAGCCAAAUUCGCUUUCACUAACACCAGUGCCUUCGCCAUUUAUGCCGACCUUCUCGGGCAUUCUCUCUUCGCUCCUGCUUCCACCGAGUACCACACCUACGCCGACUGCUUCAAAAAACGAAAGACGGAAUUGGUGAAAGAGUGUCAGAGCUCUGGAGCUGAUGCCACUCUCUGUGACACGUAUGUGAGCAAUGGACAUGUGAUUUUUUGCGAUAAUACACAAGGAUUCUCAAUUUGUAAUGCCGGUGCCUCCUUCCGUUUUCCCACUACUCUUCGUACAACAACCACAACAACUGCUGCUGCAACAACACACACUGCCUCGUUCCCGAUGGGUAUAUUUUUUGGAGCAUUUUUGGGUGGAUCGUUCCUCGGACUGGUUCUCAUGCUCUUGAUUUGUUUCGUCUGCAGAAGAAAGAAGAGCUCGUUGAAUGAUGGAUUGUCGACUGCAGAAGCUGGAAAAGGAAAGAAAAAGAAAGCCAAAAAGAAUAAGAAGACGGGGACCACGACUGGAAGUUUUGAGAGUACUGGAUCUUUUGGAAGUACUAACGCAUCCACUACUAAAACUGGCAAAGCGAAAAAAGCGAAGAAAGGAAAGAAAAACAAGAAGAAUACCACUAAAAGUUCUGGCUCUACUGCUUGA